CUAUAGAGUUGUGAUCCUCCCAGAUUCCUAGAACGGCCGGACGAGGGAGCAUCCGAAACGUGGAGAGCUUGUGGGGGUAGUUGACAGGCAGUCUCUCCAGCACUGAAGAAUCAGAGUGGCGUCUUGGACAUGGGGACCGAGUGGCCUACUGUUCUGGAUAGCUAGUCUGUGCUCACUGGGCCUUCUGUUCAACUGCAUGCACGUCCGAAAUGUUGGGGUGCUAGAGGAAUCACAAAGUGAAUGAACCCCCAGUAAUCAGCCUGCGGAGCUGGAAAAGAGAUAGCUGACUUAAGCCCUAGUCUCAGAAAUGACAUCUCCUCUGUACAGUGGUUCCAAUCAGAACUCAGGGCUACCACAUCGCCUGCAGGCUUCAGACACUUGUGUGGACAAGAAGAUCUUACAGAAGAAAUGGUAAUUCUCCACUCGUUUCCUGAGGUGUCCAGUUGUGCCCACGGAGAUCCAGUUCAGUUGUGACUCUCAAGAGCGUCACUCUCUGUCAGGUUGAGAGGCUUCUUUGUUGGAUACCUUUUGCUGAAAAUGUACAAAGAACACAAUAUAUGUGCAUACUGAGCCCAUUCAGGAAGGUCUAUCCCAAUGUUUCUCCCAGAUGGUGAGACCAAGAUCAAGAUUGGAGAGCCAGCUUCAGAGAAGGAAAUGACAGGAAACAUUGAAACGUUGGCUGAAGAACCAGGCAGCCUCCAGGAGGAUGUUCUCCAGAAUUCCAGAGGCAAAGAAUUCUGUGAACUGGGGGGUGAAUUGAAUGAUCAACCCCUCUUAAGAAGAACACAGUAUACCUGUGAUGAAUGUGGCCAGCACUUUGCUUGGAACACAGGUCUUAUUAGACACCAAAGAACUCACUGGGACAGACCUUAUGAAUGUGAUGAAUGUGGAAAGGCCUUUCGUAUGCGCUCAGCCCUGGCUCUGCAUCAGAGAAUUCAUACUGGAGAGAAACCCUAUCUGUGCAAUUGGUGUAUUAAAAGCUUUAGUCGGAGCUCAGACCUUAUUAAACAUCAAAGAGUUCACACUGGUGAAAAGCCUUACAAAUGUCCCGAGUGUGGGAAGGCCUUCAGCCAGAGCUCAGAUCUCAUUAUACACCGGAGAAUCCACACAGGAGAAAAGCCCUACCCGUGCAGUCAUUGUAAUAAAAGCUUUAGCCAGCGCUCAGACAUGGUGAAACAUCAGAGGAUCCACACUGGAGAGAAGCCUUAUAUGUGUAGCCAGUGUAAUAAACAUUUCAGCCAGAGUUCUGAUCUUAUAAAGCAUCAGCGAAUCCACACUGGGGAGAAACCAUAUAAGUGUGAUGCUUGUGCGAAAGCCUUUAGUCAGAGCUCCGAUCUUAUUCUCCAUCAGCGAAUCCACACUGGGGAGAAACCAUAUCCGUGUAAUCAGUGUAGCAAAAGUUUCAGUCAGAAUUCAGACCUUAUUAAACACAGAAGGAUUCACACUGGAGAGAAGCCAUAUAAAUGUAACGAAUGUGGAAAGGCGUUUAAUCAGAGUGCAGUCCUCAUUCUGCAUCAAAGAAUUCAUACCGGAGAGAAACCCUACCUAUGUAACCAGUGUACCAAAACCUUCAGUAGGCUUUCAGAUCUUAUUAACCAUCAGCGAAUUCACACUGGAGAGAAGCCGUACCCGUGUGGUCAGUGCAGUAAAAUGUUCAGUAGGAGGUCGGAUCUUGUUAAACAUUAUAGAGUCCACACUGGGGAGAAGCCCUAUGAAUGUGAGUGUGGGAAGGCUUUCAGUCAGAGCUCCAACCUUAUUCUCCACCAGAGAAUCCACACCGGGGAAAAACCCUAUCCCUGCAGUGCCUGUGCCAAGAGUUUCAGUCGCCGUUCAGAUCUCAUAAAGCAUCAAAGAAUACAUACUGGCGAGAGACCAUAUACAUGUGAUCUGUGCAAUAAAAGCUUCAGUCAAAGUUCAGACCUCACUAAACAUCAGAGAAUGCAUUCUGGUGAAAAGCCCUACCGCUGUGAUAGUUGCAGCAAAGCCUUUAGUCAGAGUUCUGACCUCAUCCUUCACCGUAGAACCCACACAGGAGAAAAACCCUAUGCGUGCUCGCUGUGCACCCGAAGUUUCAGUCAGAAUUCAGACCGUAUCAAACACCAGAGAAUCCACACUGGGGAGAAGCCGUACAGUUGUAAUGUGUGUGGGAAGGCGUUCAGUCAGUGCUCAGCCCUUACCCUUCACCAGAGAAUCCACACGGCAGAGAAACCGUACCCAUGUGCUCAAUGCGGUAGAAGCUUUAGUAGGCGCACUGAUCUCUUUAAUCACCAGAGAAUACACAUUGGGGAAAAACUGCAAAUAUGAUAUCUGUGUGAAACUGCUGGGAACAGUCCUUCUGUACACUGUGAGUAUGUGUACUCUCACUGGCUAAUGAAAAGCUGACAGGCCGGUAGCCAGACAGGAAGUUAGGCGGCAAACCAAACUGAGAAUAAUGGGAAGAACGGGGUGGAGUCAGGCAGACGUCCUAGCUGCCUUGGUAGCAAGACAUGCUAGAGGAUAGGUAAUAGUUUAGUAGUAAUGGGUUAAUUUAAGUGUAAGAGUUAGUAACAAACCUGAGCUAUCGGUCAAGCAUUUAUAAUUCAUAUUCAGCCUCUGAGUUAGUUAUUUGGGACCCAGCAGUUGGGACAGGAAGCAUCCGUUUACAGGAAACCUUUCGGUACUGUGACCAGUCUCACUGAAUAUCAAAGGAUGCACAUAGAAGAGAAUCUCUACCCUAGCUUCUGGGUAGUAGACAUUUUAACAAACCUGAUCGUGGUAACUUUAAGAAAACCCAUUCUAGCCAGGUGGUGAUAGCACACGCCUUUAAUUUCAGCACUCAGGAGGCAAAGGCAGGCAGGUCUACACAUCAAACUCCAGGACAGCAAAGGGUACACAGAGGAAAAAAGA
Molecule: messenger RNA, 2886 nt
Organism: Myodes glareolus (Bank vole)
Lineage: Eukaryota; Metazoa; Chordata; Mammalia; Rodentia; Cricetidae
Biological process (GO): regulation of transcription by RNA polymerase II
Cellular component (GO): nucleus
Molecular function (GO): DNA-binding transcription factor activity, RNA polymerase II-specific; RNA polymerase II cis-regulatory region sequence-specific DNA binding
Source: RefSeq, a predicted model, not a curated record